AUGGACGAUUCGCCGGCGAAUACGGGCAACUUCACCGGCCCGUGGAAAACCACUCGAACGGAGAAACGGUGUAGCGAAAGAUGGUCAGCAGAGCAUGAGGGCGAAGAGCCCGUUCCCCCCAUGCCGUACUGGAAGUGGGAGCCUUCGGCGUGCCGGCUGGAGGAGGCGGACAAAGCCAAGUUCUGCCGCGUCAUGGAGGGAAGGAAGGGGUUGCUCUUCGCGGAUGAUGCUACCUUGAGCCAGUUCGACACCCUCGUCGUGAACGCUGGGGCACACCGUCGAUCGGGGGGGAUGAAGGCGUACGGGUUGAUGAUGAAGAGCGCUAGCGAGAGCCUGACCUCGUCGAUGAGACGGUUACACGGGGAUAACGCCAUCUUGGUGGUCAGGAACACCGUCCCGGGUCACGGCGAGAGCUUCGAUAGAAUGUUCGGCGGACCUGUUGAUUUAGACACGGCCCUCGACCUCGUCGCGAAAGGACCGCCGAUGUACAAGUGGACCACGUUUGGGGAUAGAAACAAGCUCCUGGAGGAAGCUUUCGAGGCCACGCAUGGCGGCUGGACAUUGCUGGAUGCCUACUCGCCGACAAUACUGCGAGCAGACUUCCACGCCUCGGAAGAAGACGGCCUGCACUACUGCUUGCCUGGGCCUAUUGACCACUGGGUGGUCCUGUUGUACAAUAUCCUCCUCGAGAAAGUGAAAAGUGACAGACGAGAGUAG
Molecule: messenger RNA, 717 nt
Organism: Ectocarpus siliculosus
Lineage: Eukaryota; Phaeophyceae; Ectocarpales; Ectocarpaceae
Source: the annotation of a GenBank genome assembly